Messenger RNA from Sabethes cyaneus, 1107 nucleotides. Its product is annotated as serine protease snake-like. Gene Ontology annotation, molecular function: serine-type endopeptidase activity. The transcript has 4 exons. Lineage: Eukaryota; Metazoa; Arthropoda; Insecta; Diptera; Culicidae. Gene Ontology annotation, biological process: proteolysis. The record is from RefSeq and is a predicted model, not a curated record. The coding region runs from base 27 to 959 and encodes 310 amino acids.
CCGUUUGGCGUGCGAACGAAACAGAAAUGAGUCUAGCUAGUCUUUAUUUUUACAUACUGUUGCUGUUCUCGGCGUUCAUAGUUCAAGGUCAGCGUGUUUCGCAAAUUAAUUGCUCCAAGUAUCGGAACCAAACGAAAGUCAGCUCAGCCGGCAUCCCGCUACUACUGAAUGCAAGACCGAUAAUAUACGAAUCGUUCAACUGCUCUAAAUCCGUUAGCCUAAUUGUUGGCGGUGAAGAAGCCAAGGAAGGCGAAUUUCCACACCAAGCUUUGCUUGGGUGGCAGGAAAACGAUUUUCCGGAUCAGUGGGAUUUCCGGUGCGGCGGAUCACUGAUUAGUGAACGGUUCGUACUGACGGCUGCUCACUGUAUGAGAUAUGGCAGGCCGGAUAUCGUUCGUUUGGGCGAGCAUGACCUGCGGGAAGAGUUCGACAAUCAUGUAGACUUCGGGAUAGAAUUUGUUAGGAGACACCCGCAGUAUCGUUUUGCCACCUCGUACCACGACAUCGCUCUAAUUAAACUUAACGGGACGGUUUUAUUCUCAAUGUACAUUCGGCCAGCAUGUUUGUGGGACGGUAUGGAAUUCAACGUUACCGCAGCGAUUGCCACUGGCUUUGGGCAUACCGUCUUUGAAGGUGCCAAAAUUUCCGAUGUGCUACGAAAGGUUCAGCUGGAUUUCCUCGACAGAGAAGAUUGCGAGGCGCAGUUUAUCGGGUUGAGAAACUUCCAGGAUGGUGUUAAGGACAGCCAGUUGUGCAUCGGUAGUAAGCGUGGUGGCAGAGACACCUGCCAGGGAGACUCCGGUGGUCCGCUGCAAAUCAAAACAGAACCGAAAGGUUGCAUAUACUACGUGCUUGGCGUUACUUCUGCAGGUGCCGCUUGCGGUGAGGGACAAUCGCCAUCUAUCUAUACCAAGGUUGCCAGUUAUAUAGACUGGAUUGAGGGAAUUGUGUGGAAGUAAACCUGAGAAGACCGCCCAGGAAAAUGUCAGCAGUUUGAAACAGUUCUAAAUAAAUUUACUAUGUUUAUUGGCACUGGAUCGGCAGAAACAUAUAAAUGAAUAGUUGAGCCACAAACGGAGUUUUGUGUAUUUCUUCAAUUCUCUCAUU